AUGUUAAAAUUAACAGAAAUUAUGGAUUCAACUUGCAAUUUUUGUGAGUACCAAUAUGUACAUAAACCACUAAAUUAGGACUUUGCAGUCAUCAUCAAAAAAGCACUCUAUGAGAAGUAUUCGUCUUCGCAGAAUUAUACUUACAUUCGAAUCAUCAAUGAUCUAAUCUUCGCUCGUAGAAGUCGAAUCACUAAUACAUUUAAAGACUAUCUCUUUUGGGAUUAUCAUGAUGAGUAUAUGGAGAACUACUUCCAUUCUCCUAACGAUCUACUCUUCGAUACUAUUAAAUCUAAUGUAUUGGUUGUAACUUAAAAUAGACGAGCAGUCCCAAAAAUUUGUGCCCCGCAUAUUUCAUACUCCUAUUGCCAAAACUAUGGAUAAUUACUACAAUCCCAAAAUUCGAUAAUCUCGAAAAUACUCCAAAGUCAAUUCCAUUAGCGUUUCAAAAAUAUUAUAGAGUAGUCUUAUCAAAAAGUAUCCUAUUCAUAUAUUAUGUAAAGACUACAAUAGUACAGUUCAUAAGGAUCCAUCUUUUAUAUCAAAAACCAACUCAAUGAUAUUGUCACAAAUAGUUCAUUAUCUUUUCAAACCAUUAACAAGUACAUAUAAUACUUAAAUCUAGUAAGUAAGAGGUUGGAGUUCAACUAAGAUUAAUAUACUAGAAAUUCUGUGAUAGAAGACAAGAAAUAAAAAAAUAGAAAUAGAAAAAGAGAAGUUAAGCUCAUUCAAUUGAUAAAGAAACUCAAACUUAAGGAUUUCAAUUCAUACCUAUUAUUUAUCACAAAGAUAAGCAAUUUCUAUAAAGGAUAAUCAAAUAAUAAAAGGAAAAAGAAUCUACACAAAUCUAGUUUCAAAAAUUGAACAAAUAAAAUAAAACAUCUAGAUAUAGAAAUAGUGUAGAUGUCAAUAAUAAUAGAUAUGGUUCUGCAUCUAAAAUAUCACAAUAAUCAACUGCAAGAGUUUACGAAUCCAAUGCUUCAAGUAGAUACAAUUCUACUGCUACUUAACAAAAAAUUAUUCGAUCAUAACGUACUAAAUCUUAAACUCAAGAUUCAAAUAACAUUACAAAAGCCUUAGAAAGUUAAUUCAAUAAUUAAGUUGAUGUUAGGUAAACAUUAAAAAGGUUUGAUAGUGGAAUAAAAUAAAAAAAAGUUAAAUGA
Paramecium pentaurelia is the source of this 1160-nucleotide messenger RNA. The record is from the annotation of a GenBank genome assembly. Lineage: Eukaryota; Ciliophora; Oligohymenophorea; Peniculida; Parameciidae.